AGAAUCCACUUUGUAGCCCCCGACGGCUACCUCAGAGUAGUGAUGCCAACCGCCCUUCACGAGACUGCAGCUAUUUGGAUGAGGUCGGAAUUCGUCUUGUGGGCGUGUUAUGGUCUCCUCACCCCGGCAACCGCUACAGCAAUAAAGGAUGGCCUGAUUAGUAUGUCCAUUUGUCCUACGAAGUUUCCUAGCCUCUACUAAUAAUGGUGUAGCUCAUGAUCACUUUGUUGGAACGUUUUCGGGCUCCUCUAAAACACCAGACCUCGCCUACAGCCCCUGUAUUAAUGGGACAAGGCGGGCAUUUCCAACGGUAGUCCUUGAGUCUGGGUGGACGGAAUCACAGGCACAAUCACUACGUGACCUCGAAUUGUGGCAGCAAGGAACAGCGGGGGCCGUCAAGAUUGUGAUCUUGUUCAAAUUGGCUAGAUCCCGUGUACACAACCGACUUAAGGCGACCCUCAGUGUCUCCCAAUAUGUGGCUGGUGGGGCACCAGUGAUGUCGGUUUACGUAUGCUCCCCCCUUCCCUGUCGUACCUUCCUCUAUCUUUCUUGCAUCCUACUAACCAACCCUCUCAUCUUGUAGCCGAUCUUUCCUUCGCCGAGCGAGCCCCAUCCAGACCCCUGGAUAACGGUGGAUGAGCUGUUUGGGGGGAUGGUUCCCGGUGGUCUGAACCCGGGAACGCGGUUGCCGUUAAGUCUGGAACGACUCCGGGUUCGGGUGGAGGCAGAAAUGCGACAGCAGGGAUUUGUCCCUGCUGUCACUAGCAACUAAGUCUUGGAUUAUAUUAUUUG
This is a messenger RNA of Tuber aestivum (summer truffle), 792 nucleotides long. The record is from the annotation of a GenBank genome assembly. NCBI's taxonomy places the organism in Eukaryota, Fungi, Ascomycota, Pezizomycetes, Pezizales, Tuberaceae.